UGGGAGCAUGUCAAGAAGGAGGAGGAGGAGGAGGCGGAGGCGGAGUGUGAUGGCGGUGGACCUGACGACGGGGCUGUCAAGACGGCCGGGGGGGGCGACCCAUGGGACUGCAGCGACGGAGAUAGCGGGGAGGAGGAGGAGGAGGAGGAGGAGGAGGAGGAGGAGGAGGAGGAGGAGGAGGAGGAGGAGGAGGAGGAGGAGGAGGAGGAGGAGGAGGAGGAGGAGGAGGAGGAGGAGGAGUAGGACGAGGCGCAGGAGGACAAGGAGGAGUAGGACGAUGCGGAGGGCUAGGAGGAGGACUAGGAGGGGAAGGAGGAGGAGAGCAGGCGAUUGAGUGGGACCAAGAGGAGGAUUAUGAUA
Molecule: messenger RNA, 360 nt
Organism: Closterium sp. NIES-67
Lineage: Eukaryota; Viridiplantae; Streptophyta; Zygnematophyceae; Desmidiales; Closteriaceae
Source: the annotation of a GenBank genome assembly